This is a messenger RNA of Pundamilia nyererei, 1547 nucleotides long. RefSeq lists its product as uncharacterized. The record is from RefSeq and is a predicted model, not a curated record. The transcript is spliced from 3 exons. Bases 771 to 1547 code for a protein of 258 amino acids. Lineage: Eukaryota; Metazoa; Chordata; Actinopteri; Cichliformes; Cichlidae.
GAGUUACAUGCACGAGUUGUGUGACUAUUUUUUAAAGCUAGAAUAUAUGAAAAUGUUAUGGUUGUUGGGAUUCAGCCACUCAGUGUGUAGUAAAGAAGUCCAGGACAUGUUUUAUGUAUUCAGUUAAACAAAAUCCAGAUGUCUGGCCUUUGAUAUGACCCUAUCUUACCAAUGUUCCCCUGCCAAUAAACAUUUUCUUUGUCCUUUACCUGCGGACACCUGAUCUUUGUUCACUGAGUGGAAUGGCACCAUCCUGUGGUCAAAAGAGGGACUACAGAGUGAUGCAGCAGCAGUUUGACGCACAUUAUAUUGAUUUGUUUAUAUUUCCCCCGAUUUUAAAUGGUUACGCUCAGAGUACUUGCAGACAUAUUUGGUUUGCAUUGUGGAGAAAAUUAUCUGACAGAGGAGGCAACAGGCAGUUCAAAAACAAGUUUUAUCAGGUACGAAUUAAAGGGCCAACCGGAGAAACUGGAUAAGUUGUUUAGGUCUUGCUUGGGAGGGAGAUGUGUGAUGAUAACGAGAAAGAAAGCUUAAAUUUGCAUGUCGGUAAACGAAGUCUGGGACGCAGUCCUUCCUGGAGCGCCUGUGUUUCAUGUCUCCCAGUGAAAUGAGAUCCAACCCGUUCUCCAGCACACCUCCGACCGCCUCAACCUGCUCUCCGACUGCGAGCACGUUAUCGACGGUGUCAUCGUCAGACAUAACAAGACAUCACCUGUGUGACUCUGGCGAAUACACUUCCACGCAGCGGCGGACUAUGAAAAGUGUGCGUAAUGAUUAAACAUCACGCUCGGAAAUACGCCCCCCCGCGCUCAUCGGUCACAGAUGACUGUCCACUGGCCCUGCAGGCUGUCCAUGUCAGCAAACACCACGACACGCUGAACGAGGGAACGUGGCCGCAGACGGGCGCCAAGAUGCGGAUCUCCAAGGCCAACAAGGGCGCGGCGGUGGUGAGGGCUGUCCGGCGGCAGGCGUCUCCUCAGCCGUCCAGUCUGGAGAGGAUGUGGAGCGACAGAAAGCUGUCGAACUGUGGACCUGAGGGGAGAGACGGGGCAGAAGCUUCUGGGAACGGGAUGGAGGGACACGAAGGGGGGCCACCCCGUGGGAGGAAGAAGGCAUCCAAACCACAUGUGAAGACCAUUUUCUCCCCCGAGGACAAGGACCCCAGGGUGAAGGAGGAGACCGGAGAGGGACACGCCUUCGAACCCGGAGGGGAGAGCAACUGGUGUGAUUUGUGCUUCGAGUACAUCUUCGAGAAUGGUCUCACCUGUGCAGGUUGCAAGUACACGUGCCACACUGCAUGUCGGGACAAAGUGGCACUGGACUGCCAUCCUCCAGUGUUGCCCGUCAGCCAGGACCAGCUCAACAACAACAACACGCCGCUCCAUAUUCCCAUCAUGUUCUUGAUCAAACCAACGUCACACCUCACUGCUUACAUCCCAUCUGGCAGUGACAUUGUUGUAAACUCCACUGAGUUUCUAAGAGUGGUUUUGGCUCUCGUGUUCAUCAACACUGGUGUGGGUUUAUUCUUCGAGGAGGAGGAGGAUUAG